UAUUCUUUGAAUUGCCCGAGACGGAUAUAGGCGAGCCAUCGCAGCUGUAUGACUCUCGUUACUCUCCCUAUCUUCUAUUUAUCAAUCGGCAAUUCGAGGUUGGCGUCGCCUAAAUCAACAAAAUUUGAAGGAUCGAGGUCGUUUCUUUCUUCAAAACCCUUAAAUCGUCGUCUGUAACGGCCGCUAUUUUGGCCGCGAUAUCGUUACCACAUAUCGGCGGCCGCCACUGCGCCGCUAUUUUAUUCCUUGCUAUGGAACGCUCUGGUGGAAUGGACCCCAAGGAACUCUUGCUGGAUUACCUUCACAAAAAAUUCCCGCAAGAUGGAUCCCGCGUUUCUGAGGACGAUGUUGAAGAUUCCUCGGUUUCAAGGAAUGACAUGAUGUCAGAAUCUUCUUACAGAACAACGAUGCUGGUUGCAGACACCGAGAUUGGUACAGUUACGACUGAUCCCAGCAGGAGGCCAUUUAUCAAUUUUCGCAGUUGUUCCUGGUUUUCUAGAGAUUCAGAUGUUUUGACUGAAAUACUACGAAGCUGCGAUAUAUGUGUGAGCGAGCAAUUCUUGGGGAGGCAUGUUCCAGCAACAGUAACUGCUACAUCUCAAGGCUCUUUUUCGGAUGAAAUAUGGUUGGUUGGCUUCAGGAUGGGAUCUCAUCAUUGCAUUGUGGUCCAAGUUCAGUUGCACCCCACUGACAUUCACUUUAAAUUAUAUUGUUUCAAAGGAUAUAUCAAAGAAGCGCGCCAAUCUCAUAGCAAGCAUACCCAGCUGCUAAUAGAGCUACCACCCAGUUGUUCACUUUAUGAUGUUAAAGAAAUGGUUCUACCGGCACCUUCGGAAGGCGAUCUUAACCAGCGCUUGAAAGCAUUGUUUAAGGAAAAAAGGGUUGCCGUUAUUGUCCAUGAUUCCGAGCAAAUUAGGGAAAUGAGGCUACUGGUAGGCUGGAGCUACAGACCUGUCCUUGUUACAAUAGAAGACAGAAUAAUUUCAUCAGUCAUCUCAAGCAGCCUAUACUGGCCUACCACGUCUUCGUCUGUCUCCUCAAGCAGCCAAUACUGGACAAAUCUCUUUGGCAAGACAAGCUCACUAGUAGGAAGACUUUGGGACAAGGCGAGAGCAAAAUUUGGCACAAUUGGCCUAUUUGCUGCAAAUCCAAGGCCCCAUCUUUUGAGAGAAGAAUCUAAACUUCCUAAGGAGCCGCCUGAAAAACUCACUAUUCCGAAAGAUCAAAUAACAGUACUUGUGAAAGAUGAAGCUACUCAUAUGGAAGAUGUAAAUAUAGAUUCAGAAGCAUCAGCAACCGAAUAUGAAGUAAUGCUGAGCUGCCAUGGUGGUGGCGAAUUUAUUGAUUGCCUUCAACGAAAUAUGCUCAAGGCUGGAAUCAGUGUGUUCAUUGAUGACAAGAAGCUCCAUGAAUCUGGAGCGAUAGGACAUGACCUUCCAGCAACUCCUAGCAACUUCAAAAUCUAUAUACCUAUCUUCUCCGAAGGUUAUGCUUCUAGUGCACGGUGCCUCUCUGAACUUAAACACAUGGUUGAUUUAAGGACAAGAUUCAAUAGUAGACUGGAGAUCCUGCCCAUCUUCUAUGACGUGGAGCCUGCUGAUGUUGGACUCAAGACAGAAUUGUACACUGCUGCUCUAAAGCAACACAAGAGGAACUUAACUUAUGAGUUAGUCCAGCUGUGGGAAGGAGCUCUUAAAGAGGUGGCUGGAAUCAAAGGAUGGGAGCUAAGACAUAAAGAUUAUAUCAAAUUAUGUAGACUGAUUGUUGGAGGAGUUCUUAACAAGCUGAAGGUAAAACAUAAGGGUCCCUAUCUAGUUGGAGUGCAAGAUCAAGUGGAGAGCAUCAAGAAUUUGAUAGACAUCGAGUCUAGAGGUGUAUCCUUUGUUGCUAUCCACGGAAAGGACGGGAUUGGCAAGACGACUCUUGCAAAGGUUGUCUUCGACCAAAUGUUGAGUAAUUUUGACGGAUCAAGCUUUCUAUCGGACGUUCAAGAAUCAUCAAAACAUGAAGGCCUCGAGUAUUUGCAAGACCAGCUAUUCAGGGACAUUCUUAACAAAAGUGGUGGGACUAAGAAAAUUAGAGAGAGAUUUCGUAAGAUGAAAGUUCUCAUAGUCCUUGAUGAUGUUGAUGAGAGGGAUCAAAUAAAGAAAUUAGCUGGAAAGUCUAGCUGGUAUGGAUCUGGAAGUAGGGUCAUCGUUACAACUAGAAACAUAAACGUCGUGGCAGUUAAGCAGGACGAAUUUGAUAAAGUUCUAGCUUUUGAAGUGCCAGCAAUGAAUCAAGAUAAAGCUCUUCAACUGUUUUGCAUGCAUGCCUUUGGAAGCGAUGCUCCUCCACAGGACUACUAUGGUCUUUCAAAGCAGAUUGUUGAUCAUAUCGGUGGACUUCCUUUAGCAUUGGAGAUCUUGGGCUCAUCUCUCAAUCGCAAAUGUCAAGAAGUAUGGGGAGAUAUGCUGAAGAAGUUGGAGAAAAUACCUUAUCAUGGCAUCCAUGACAAAUUGAUGCUAAGCUAUGAAGCUCUGGACAGUGAGACCAGACAAAUAUUUCUCGAUAUUGCAUUGUUUUUUGUUGGUAUGGAGAAAGCUAGCCCCGUUUACAUGUGGGAUGCUUGUGAUUUCUUUCCAGAGAUGCAACUUGAAAUCCUUGGCUUCAUGUGUUUGCUAAAAACUGUAGACAGGGAUAAGUUUUGGAUGCAUGAGCUUGUUAGAGAUCUUGGAAAGGAACUUGUUCGCCGAAAUGACAGUAGGUUGUGGAUGUACCAGGAAGUCCUAGACAUGUUGAAGACAGAAGAGGGUGAAGAGAAUAUUGAAGCUCGUGGUAUAUGCUAUGAUCAAUCUCUGUGGGACUGCACCUCUACCAAUGAAUUGAAAAGUGAGAAUAGUUUGACGUUUCUCGAAUUGCAUGGAGGGACCUUCAAAGGAGAAUUCAAGUGCUCUCUUUCAAACUUGAAAUGGCUUUCUUGGCAUUCCUGCCCAGUGGACCUAAAGGUAGCGAGCUUACGUUUAAACGACUUAGUGGUUCUCGACCUCUCAAGGAGUUCCAUUAGCUAUGAGUGGGAAGGAUGGAGCCUAAUUGAGAUGGCAAAAAAGUUGAAAGUUCUGAAUCUGACAAGUUGCAAAAACUUGAUCAAAACCCCUGAUUUCUCAAACCUCAUGUCUUUGGAGAGACUCAUCCUGGAAGAUUGCGAAGCACUGGCUGAAAUUGACGCCUCCAUUGGAAAGGUACAAUGUCUCAAGUACUUGAAUAUCAGGGGAUGCAAUUCUCUGACAAAUUUGCCAGAAGAACUAUGUAAUCAGAUACAUCUGGAAAAGAUUGUCAUGAGAGGGGAUGGUCAGCUUUUCGAGUUGCCUGCAGGAAUUGGACUUCUAACGUCCUUGUCUACUCUGGAAGUGGUCAAUGUUAAAUUCCUAGAGGGUACAAGGCCAACCGGAGUAUUAAAGCAAUUUGAGUCUCUUUCUAAUUUAAGUGAUUUUCUUGGACUCAAGGAACUCCCUGACUCACUUGGAGAUCUAGAGUCACUGCAAGAGUUGGAUCUGUCGAAGGUGAAAGUUGCGGAAUUGCCAAACUCCAUUGGAAACUUGAGGAAGUUAAAAGUGAUAAAGAUGGAAUCUAGUUCGAUAAGUAUGUUACCCAGCUCCAUUGGAGGAUUGGAGAAUCUUGAAGAAUUAUAUGCCAGAAACUGCAAUAACUUGCAUGGACCGAUCCCUGCUAAAAUUGGGAGAUUGACCUUCUUGCGAAUUCUAGAUCUGUCGUUUACGAGUAUCAGUUCAUUGCCACAUACAAUUAAUGAGCUGUUAUGCUUGGAAAAACUUCAUUUAGAAUCCUGCAAUGAUCUUGAAGAAUUGCCAGAGCUUCCCAAAAGUCUGGUUAGUUUGCAUGUCAAAUCUCGGAAGCUACAGAAAUUCCCGAGUCUUUCAGAGUUGAAAAGUCUUGUCCAUCUGCAAUUGUUUCUUGAUGUUGGGAAGCAUUGGGACCAACUAUCAGAUUUCCACGUCGAUUGGAGCUCAGAGCUGUCCAAGUUGGAGACAUUGGAAUUAUGCAUUCCGAACGUCACUGCCUCAUUGAAAGAGUUCAGUCCUAUGUCUAAUUUAUCAAGAUUGUGUCUUUCCCAUGUUGUGCUUGAUGAUGUAGUGCCGCAUCUUCGCAACUUGGAAAAGCUGUCAUAUUUAGAUGUUGUUAAUUGUUCGAUGAAAGAUGAUGGUCUCGGAGGUCCUCAGGUUGCAGAAUUUAAAUCACUGGAGCAUCUCUCUGCACAUAAAUGCAACUUCGUUAACAUGAAUGUGCUGCUUUCGAAAAAAUUGAGAAUGUUGAGCAUAAAGGACUGCCACUUGCUCAAUGGUUCGCUUGAUCUGUCAGAAUUGAGGAAUCUCUUAGUUUUGGAGCUGACAAACUGCGAGGAAGUAAGCGAGGUUCGAGGUCUCGGAGAAAUAGAGUCCUUGGAGGAUGCAGUCAUCCACAACUGUGAUCUCUUGCAAACGUUGGGUGAUCUAUCGAAGCUGCAAAGGCUCGAAUUGCUCAAAGUACACUCUUGCGACAAUCUCAAAACCAUUGAGGGUCUCCUGCAAAUAAAAUCUUUGAAGUUCGUGGAAAUCUAUAACUGCAGAUGCUUGGGAGAUUUGCAUGACAAAUCAAAGUCCAAGAAGCAGAAACACAAACGCCAGAUUAAAACAUGAGGUUGGUCCUUGUCCUUCUCAGUGCACUUUGCAGGGAGAUGGAUCUACUCUGAUUUGGUUCCCCUUCUGUAUAUUACGAGAAGCUUGCUUUGGUUCAUAAGUAUGAUGAUGUGCGCAUUUUGUCUGCCUCUCGUAGGGACUCAGUAGAUUCUGGCAUCUCAUUUUGGUUUAAAAACAUGCACAGAUUCCUCAUAUCAGGAUCGCAGCAGAGUCAUGUCAAAGAACUGGGCAGUUAUUCAUACGAGCAAUGACAAUGCCAUACGAGCAAUGACAAUGCCAUGUCCCUGGAAUUUAUCUCGAGAUUCAGGAUCCACCACACAAUGAGGAGUUGCUGCAACUUUCUGGUGUUAGUUAUGCCUCUUUGUUGUGAAAAGAUUAUUCUCCCUUGGCCCAUCACAAGCCGGUGCAACCCUACGAAUUGUUUUGGUGCCGGACUUCGAAGUAGAAGUGUGUUUGAUAAAACACUAAAACCCUAAAAUCCAAAAUGUUUGAUAACGAUUGUAAAUUUAUCUGAACGAGUUCGAGUUCGAGCCCACCGUAUAAAAACAAGCAAGGCUAGCGAGUGAUCACUCCAUCAGGCAAGGCUUUCUCAGGCCGAUCUGUUCGAUAA
Messenger RNA from Punica granatum (pomegranate), 5283 nucleotides. Lineage: Eukaryota; Viridiplantae; Streptophyta; Magnoliopsida; Myrtales; Lythraceae. The record is from RefSeq and is a predicted model, not a curated record.